This is a messenger RNA of Rana temporaria (common frog), 2934 nucleotides long. Its product is annotated as volume-regulated anion channel subunit LRRC8D-like. Gene Ontology annotation, molecular function: protein binding. Lineage: Eukaryota; Metazoa; Chordata; Amphibia; Anura; Ranidae. Bases 509 to 2845 code for a protein of 778 amino acids. The transcript is spliced from 2 exons. The record is from RefSeq and is a predicted model, not a curated record.
UUUGAAGCACCAGUUACCAUAGUUGAUCUAAAGAAGGGGAACAUUUCCUUAUCCAGGACAUGGACAUCACUAAAGAGUCGACUGGGUAUCAAACUCUUCCCACUCUUUCCAAAGGUUAAAAAGAAUAUUUGAGGUGGAGUUCUGCAUAAUACACAAUAAGCCUUUAAUUGUCUUGUACGAGUUGUUAGGCUACAUAUGGCUGACGUGGGAGUAAACUAAAGACCUUCCCGGGGUGAGGCCAAGACACUUUCUUAGUCGCAGUAAGGAAAGUUUUCCAGUAGUGUUUCCAGACUAAAAAAAUUGUGCCUUAUAUUUUAAGAAAUAUUAGCCGUGGGGAACGAGGUGAAGGGGCCACACAUCCUUUCAACUGCUCUGCAGAGAUUGCAAAAGAUUCACGCUGAGACUUGCCUUGGAUUGAGAAAGAUCAACAUCUGCUGUUCCUUCCUGGUUUUAAAAAUGCUCGCCCGAAGAGGUAAGGAUUGUCAGUUCAGCAGUACGCGAUCAAGGAAUGAUAACUGUGAACGAGGCCACCAGCUUGUCCGAAUCCCAGGCCCAUUUCAAGGCCCUAAAACCAUGGUGGGACGUUCUGAUGGAUUAUCUUCUUGUUCUUAUGCUUAUGGCGUCCUUCUUUUCUGCCACUCUCCUUAUAAUAACGGAUAAGGUUGUGUGCAUGCCAAAGACAAAAGAGCCUGACAAGUAUUUAGUAAGUGAGUUCAAUGAAGCAAGGAUUACGCCUUCAAUAUCUCCAAGACAGAUUGGCCAUUUGACCAACUUGGACUAUCAGCAGUACACGUAUGUAAGUGUUGUUUGUUACCACAAGGUGGUACCUUGGCAGUCCAAAUAUUUCCCUUAUAUGGCACUUAUCAACACUUUGGUUUUACUUGUCGGCAGUAAUUUUUGGUUUAAGUACCCAAAAACCUCUUCUAAAGUUGAGCACUUUCUUUCCAUUUUGGCCAAAUGCUUUGAAUCUCCAUGGACUACUAAAGCACUUGAGGAAACUAGCGACCAACCUCCACCAGAGAUGAACCGUAUAAAAUCCAGCAGCACACGCUCUAUGGACUAUUCGCCUAAAACACCAUUGCUCAGAGAGGUUAGAUUUCCUGCCAUUCAUGCCCCAGUCUCCACAAUAUUGGAUAAAAAAGAGGAAGAACAGGCUAAAGCUUUGUUUGAGAAGAUACGCCACUUCCGUUGCCAUGCUGAAAACUCGAAUGCCGUCUACAAAGUUUACGUAGCGCAGACUGUGUUUAAAGUGAUGGCAGUGCUAUUAGUGCUUGGGUAUGCACUUAGCUUGAUGGGAUCAUUCAGUUUCCAGCAUACCUGUAAACCUGGAAUACAGAAUCUCAUGGGAUAUUCUACGUUCACCUGCACACACAACUUGGCGUUCAUACUGGAAAAAAUUCUGUUGACUUAUGUUCUAUUUCUCUGCCUAUAUGCAUUUUUGUCUUUGUAUGCUUUAGUUUGGCUAUUCAGAAGUUCACUCAAGACGUACUCUUUUCAAAAACACAGUGAUGGGACUGGUUUCGGAGAUAUUCCUGAUGUCAAGAAUGACUUUGCCUUCAUGCUGCACAUGGUAGACCACUACGACUCAUUGUUCGCCAAAAGAUUUUCAGUAUUUCUUUCAGCUGUGAGUGAAGGACGGCUCAAAGAGCUUGCACUAAACUCCGAAUGGUCAAAGGACAAGUUGAAAGAUAAAAUAUUCAAGGAUGCCAAAGGACGGUAUGAACUGCAACUUUCAAUGUUACCUGCAAUACCAAAAUCUGUUUAUGAACUAAAUGAGGUUGAAGUUCUUAAGCUGGAACUAAUCUCUGCAAGGCUUCUAGGAGCAGUGUCCCAGCUGAAGUCUCUCUCCGAGCUUCACAUCAGCCAUUGUUCUGUCAAAAUGGACCCUGAUGCACUUAGUUUUCUUCAACAGAGUGUGAAAACCCUUAAUGUCAGAUUCACAGACUUGGAGGAGCUCCCAUCUUGGAUGUACUCUUUAAAGAACUUACAGGAACUGUACCUAUCUGGCAACCUCAACUGUUCCAGCAAUAAAACCAUUUGUCUGCAGUCCUUGCAUGGACUUCGUGGUCUUCGAUCUCUUUCUUUGACAAGCAACUUAUCCCACAUACCGUCAGCUGUAAUGGAUGUGGCUUGCCAGCUGUCUAAGCUAAUCAUACAGAACGGAGACACUGAGCUUGGCUCAUUAGGCCAACUAAGAAAGAUGAACCACUUGGUGGAACUCAAGCUCAUUCAUUGUAAGAUCUCAAAAAUCCCCAGUGCAGUUACUGGCUUAACAAGUUUGCAAUGUAUAGAUAUGACAUCCAACCUCAUCCAGAAUGUUGAUGAACUUGGUACCCUUCAACGCCUUCGAAGUCUGACCAUAUUGAGAUUGUGCCGAAAUGCCAUAUUUCGACUUCCACCAUCUAUUGAACUUUUGCGUAAUUUGGAGGAACUUUCCAUUUCGCAUAAUAAGCUUGAUAACUUGCCAAUCUCCCUCUUUAACAUGGUUAAGUUGAGAUAUUUAGAUGUUGGCUAUAACCUUAUCAGAGUUAUCCCUCCAGAAGUUGUUCACCUCACACGUCUAGAGACGCUGGUAGUUACAGCUAAUCAAAUCUCUUACCUGCCACACGAGUUGUUCCGCUGCUCUAGGCUCAGGUCUCUCUACGCAGGUUCUAAUAAACUGUCCAGUAUACCCUCUGAGAUUGGACAGCUGCCUUUGCUGUCUAGCUUGGAUAUUACAGGUAACAAUCUAACAACCUUACCAAAGGAGAUCUGCAACUGCUUACAAAUGAAGAAGGGGGGGCUGGAUGUGGAGGAGCGUGUGCUGGCAAGCUUUCCUGAGGAACUGAGAGUCAAGUAUAUGUGAAUGGUUAUCCUAACUGGACCAUUUUGAAAGUGUAAUGUCGCGUACACACGACCAUUUUUAAUGGUCUAGAAAAAAACAAAGUUUUUUUC